UCCGGAGACCAGCCCGCGGAGUGCACGUGGAGUGCGGCCCCUGAGAUUAAGGGGUACGGUAGCCCGAGCCCGUUUUCGGGACCAUGGGGCGCAAGUUGGACCCUACGAAGAAGGAAAAGCGUGGGCCCGGCCGAAAAGCUCGCAAACAGAAGGGUGCUGAGACAGAGCUUGCCAGAUUCUUACCUGCAGAUGCUGACGAAAGUUCUAAGAGGCUGUCUAGUCGGGCUAGAAAGAGGGCGGCCAAGAGGAGGUUGGGCUCUGCUGAAGGCCUGAAGUCGAACAAGUCCCCUGGGGCCAAACCGUUGCCUGGAAAGCUGCCCAAAGGAGCUGUCCAGACCCAGGUGUCUGGCAAGAAGGGAGCCUCGCCAGUGCGUGCUGUUGGUUACGGCGGGAAGCGCCCGGCGCCGUCCCCUAGCAGUGAUGAAGACGAGGAGGAGGAGGACUCUGAAGGUGGUGUGGUGAGCCAGGGACUCCUCUGGGGCUCGGAGGACAGUGAGGCUGACAUGGUAGACGACUACGGCGCCAACUCCCGCUCCGAAGGAGAAGAGGAUGGAGGGGAAGAGCUGCUGCCCAUUGAAAGGGCUGCCCGGAAGCAGAAGGCUCAGGAGACUGAUUUGGGAAGCCUGUGGAGUGAAGAGGAGACUGAUGAAGAGGAGGGCGCACCAUCCGCGGAGCCAGGCCCCACCAAGGAUGAUGAGCAGGAAGGGGAGCUGCAGAUCAAUGUGGAUGAGGAGGAGCCCUUUCUGCUGCCCCCUGCUGGGGAGGCGGAGCAGGGUGCGCAGGCUGCAGACCUGCAGCGAGUUCAUAAGCGGAUCCAGGAUAUCGUGGGAGUGCUGCGGGAUUUUGGCAAGCAGCGGGAAGAAGGCCGGUCUCGUUCUGAAUAUUUGAGCCGCCUUCAGAAGGACCUGGCCGCCUACUACUCCUAUGGCGACUUCCUGCUUGGCAAGCUCAUGGACCUCUUCCCGCUGUCUGAGCUGGUGGAGUUCUUAGAAGCUAAUGAGGUGCCUCGGCCCAUCACCCUCCGAGCCAAUACUCUGAAAACCCGGCGCCGAGACCUGGCUCAGGCUUUAAUCAAUCGUGGUGUUAACCUGGAUCCCCUGGGCAAGUGGUCGAAGACCGGCCUGGUAGUCUAUGACUCUUCGGUGCCCAUUGGUGCGACGCCCGAGUACCUGGCUGGGCACUACAUGCUGCAGGGGGCCUCCAGCAUGCUGCCUGUCAUGGCCUUGGCGCCCCAGGAGCACGAGCGGAUCCUGGACAUGUGCUGCGCCCCUGGAGGGAAGACCAGCUACAUAGCCCAGCUCAUGAAGAACACAGGGGUGAUCCUUGCCAACGACGCCAACGCAGAGCGGCUCAAGAGUGUCGUGGGCAACCUGCACCGCUUGGGAGUCACCAACGCCGUCCUCAGCCACUACGACGGGCGCCAGUUUCCCAAGGUGGCCGGGGGCUUUGACCGAGUGUUGUUGGAUGCCCCCUGCAGUGGCACUGGGGUCAUCUCCAAAGACCCUGCUGUGAAGACUAACAAGGACGAGAAGGACAUCCAGCGCUGCGCUCACCUUCAGAAGGAGCUGCUCCUGAGUGCCAUCGACUCUGUCAAUGCCACCUCCAAGACAGGAGGCUACCUUGUCUACUGCACCUGCUCGGUCAUGGUGGAGGAGAAUGAGUGGGUGGUAGACUAUGCUCUGAAGAAGAGGAACGUGCGGCUGGUGCCCACGGGGCUGGACUUCGGCCAGGAAGGUUUUACCCGCUUUCGAGAAAGGCGCUUCCACCCUACUCUGCGUUCCACCCGCCGCUUCUACCCUCACACCCACAACAUGGAUGGCUUCUUUAUUGCCAAGUUUAAGAAGUUCUCCAAUUCCAUCCCCCAGUCCCAGCCAGCCCCAGGCGAUUCUGCAGCCGCCGCUCCUGCGACCGUAGCCUUGCCGGCCCUGAAUGGUCAGGCCACCCCCAAGGCUGAGAACAGCAGUGAGCCGGCCAAGAGGGCCAGAGUUGCUGGGAAGGCCAAGCAGAAGCAGAAACAUCCCAAGAAGGCCUCCUUCCAGAAGCAGAACGGCAUCUCCAAAAGGACCGACUCAGAAUUACCCACUGUCCCUUCUGUCACAAAGGCCCAAGCAUCCUCCCAGCUCCAGAAUAGCGGUCCACCAGCUGAAAAUGCUCACCUUACCAGGGAACCAAGGGCACCUGGGAAGCUAACACAGCGGUCCCCGAAACCGAGAGCGCCCAAGAAAGGCGCCGGGCGGAAGCAGAAUGCUCCUGCCAUGGGCUCAGACCCCCAAACACCUGCUUGGCUGUCCUCCAAGACCCAGGCUGCCCCCAACUCUGAGGACCAAGGUCAGCCCCCUGAGAGGGCCAGAGGGGCUGAGCAGAGGAAGCAGCCAGUGCCAAGGCCGUCUUUGAAGAAAGCUGCCUUCCGGAACCAGAAUGGCACACCUAAGGGUCCUCAGAGUCCCCUCAUGCACCCCCGCAGCCCCAGCCGACCCCCACCGGCAAAGAGGAGGAAAUGGCUGCCCAGGGGCAGUAGGCAGCCGCCUCCAGAAGCAGACAGUUGAAAAGUAGACUGGAAUGGCUCCUUGCCGACAUCACUGGGUUGGAAUUCUUACCUCUGUGAGGAUGCCUUGCCACUGUACACGCACGACAUUUAAUAGACGUUUUAUAAUCUC
This is a messenger RNA of Echinops telfairi (small Madagascar hedgehog), 2657 nucleotides long. RefSeq names its product NOP2 nucleolar protein (gene NOP2). Gene Ontology annotation, biological process: maturation of LSU-rRNA; rRNA base methylation. NCBI's taxonomy places the organism in Eukaryota, Metazoa, Chordata, Mammalia, Afrosoricida, Tenrecidae. The coding region runs from base 84 to 2546 and encodes 820 amino acids. Gene Ontology annotation, cellular component: nucleolus. Gene Ontology annotation, molecular function: rRNA (cytosine-C5-)-methyltransferase activity; RNA binding. The record is from RefSeq and is a predicted model, not a curated record. The transcript is spliced from 16 exons.